Molecule: messenger RNA, 2141 nt
Organism: Bombus pyrosoma
Lineage: Eukaryota; Metazoa; Arthropoda; Insecta; Hymenoptera; Apidae
Exons: 3
Coding region: 334-672 (112 amino acids)
Cellular component (GO): nucleus
Molecular function (GO): zinc ion binding
Source: RefSeq, a predicted model, not a curated record
AUUUUGCUUACAGGAGAGCAGAAGGUCGUGAAAGUCAACACAUACAUCGCACAUGGUUUUCUUCCUUUAGCCUCUGAAAAGGCUUUUAAUCACGUCAAGUUCAUCACUCAACUUCACCACCGUCCAUCGCAAAAUUCGGAGGAGAGUAGUAGAAGAAUACAGUGCUGGUAGCGCCAGUUGUCCAGAAGUAUGAUAAACAAUCUUGAAAGGAGCAUAACAUCUUGUGCGAUUUCAUAGAAUAAAUCUUUGUGUGAAGAUAUUGACGUGUGUAUUGGGUUAUAGGGUGUCGAUAAGUGCCAUACGAACAAGAGUAAAUAUUAAUAAAUAAUCGAAAUGGGUAGCACGGAUAAAGCUGAGAUCACGGGUUUUAUAUGCAGACUUUGCAGUAAGAUGAACCGUUUCGUGAUCCACAUAUACGGUGAAGAGGGUGAGAGAAUGAAACUUGCUGAGAAAAUAAAUGCAUAUCUUCCAAUUACGGUAAACAUGAAUGAUCCAUUACCUAAAACGGCAUGUCUACAUUGUAUUGAACGGCUUGAAGCUCAUCAUGAACUAAUGGAACAAUUUUUCUUAGUCAAACGAAGGUUAACUACUCAGAAUAAAUCAUCAACAGUUGCAUCAACCUCUACACAAACCGCUGAUACUGUACCAACAUCUAGCCCACCUCCAUGUUAACAUAUAGAAUUAAAAGCAGAAUUUCUCGCUCAAUAUUAUUAAACAUUUUCUGUAUAUCUUAUUUGUAUUGUUAUUUUAGUAAUUUAUUACUAGGGAAACAAAUUUUUUUUUGUUAAAUGAAAAGAUAUAUAUAUAAUCGAUUAAUUGAUUCAGCAAUCUAUAGAAUUAUCUUUAAAAAUUUUAUAAAAAAUUCUCUUCUUAAAAUAUGUUUGUGAUGUGCAAAUUUAAUUUACUGUAUAAACAUUUUUAUUUUUUACACCAGAUAUUACAGAUAUUUUUUAUUCAUACUAUAAUAUAAAAUAUAUGAAUAAUUAUAAUUUGUUUGUAUUUCACAUUUUCAAAAAAAUUGGAACUUUUUUUCUUGACUAGUAAUCAGCAAUAAUAAAGUUAUAGAUAUGUUUAUGUAAAAGAUAUAUCCAAUGAAUAUUUUUAAGCAUGUUUAAUAAUGUUCAGAUUAUUGAAUUAAUAUUUUAUUUGAUGUAUCUUGUAUAGUUUUUAUUAAUAGAAAUUUUUAAACAUCUUUUAAUACUCUAGGAUAAUAUUGUUUCUUUAAUAGAUCUAUAUUGCUGGUGUACAAAGAUAAAUAGAUAGAUAUGUCAAAGUGAUUUCUUAGAAUAUUAAAUGAUGUUAUAUUAUACAAUUGAAUGUAAAAAUAAGAAAUUUAGUUGGCAAAGUUUUUAAUAAUAUUAUCUAUUAGAUACAUACAAGAUUGUCAAUACUAAUGUACAUUAAACCAAUCAUGUUUCCUUUGCUAUUAAAUAUCAAUAGUUUUAAUACGUCAACUUUUAUAUAUAAUAAUAUGGUACAAAGUAUAAUGACAAAAGUAUCUGCAUAAUUAUAUUAUAUUAACAUAUAUUAUUCCACAGAGUUUAACAAAAUUUGAAUGUUUACCUCUAAGUUGCAAUAUAAUAAAUAAUUUAUAAAAAUUUUUAAAUAUAUAGAACUUUGAUUAAUUACAGUAUUUUACAUUAUAAAAACCAAAAAUCUUUAUAAAAAUGACACAAGGAUAAAUGAUACUACUAUAAUUUGUUAAGAUUAUUUAUUUCUUAACAAUAUUUGCUAACACAAUUAAAUGUUAUGUGGAACAAUAUUAUUGGUUGGCGACACAAUCCAUAUUGUGCUUACUAUAUGUAUUAUUUGACAUGUAAUUCAUCAUUUACAAAGAGAAAAUUUGUUUUUAGAAGACAAGGUUGUGUUCGUCACUCAAUCAUUAUUGUAAAGCCUUAAAUAUUUUAACGUUAUUUGAGAAAUUUUACUUUAUUUUACCUUUUUAUUUAAUAUAUCAUUAUCACUGCAUAAGAAAAGACAAUAUAAAUUUGUUAUAUCUGUGAUCAAUAUGUGUAUAUAAUAUUUUACCUAUAAAUGUAGCCAAUAUUCUCAAAUUAAUGACUGAUAACCUGUAUAAUAGUGUUUUCCUAUAAAUAUUACUGCCUAAAUGUAAAUUGCAAAUAAUAAAUUAUAGUAAUGAA